UAAAAUAAGGAUGAAAAGAUGCGGAAAGUUCGAAGGGAUCGCAGAGCGCGAGAGAGUGCACCAUGAAGUUCGCCACUAACCAACCACCAAUCGUCGUUCCUCGUCUAUGCUCGUUCGUAUACCGGCGCUGCCGUCCGUCAGUCAUUCGCGCGCGCUCGGCUAUGACAGUUGCGCCUCCCUACAGUCUCACCGGUGCAUCCGAACAACGACCCCGGGCCUAAGUUAGCGGUACUUCGUUGCGCUUCGCAAGCACCAUACCGAUUAAAAACUGAUAAAUUAUGCGAAACAGGAUUAAACGGGAAGUACAAACAAGCAAUUUCUACAACAAGCAGAACGAGAGGAUUAAAAAAAGUACAGUGAAAACAAACAUGAGUUUACGCGUUUAACACGAGCCGAAUGAUAUCUAAUUGUAAGAUAUCUAUUACGGUGACGUGAUCGAUCUUCUUCUCAGCUAAUCAGCGAACUGAAAGCAAUUUGUAUUUCUGCAUCGCGCAUUUCCGCAUUUCGUGAUGACCUCAUCGACGCACUGUUCGCCCUCGCGAUCAUCCCUGAGUUGCUGUCAAUUUGACCGUAUCAGUCAAGAUGACGUACGAGAUACGACGAUUAUGGGUAACAACAAUUAUUUCCUGCAACAGGAGAAAUGUUCCUUCCCGAAGAGGCCUGAGAUUGACCUGUCGUUUCGCGACAUACGUUAUCGCGUCAGGGAAUGGAAUCUGCGCAAGUUCUCGACAAAUGAGAAAGAAAUUCUGCAUGGCAUCAGCGGGGAAUUUAAGGCCGGCGAAUUGGUGGGAAUUAUGGGACCAUCCGGAGCCGGAAAAUCGACAUUACUCAACGUUCUCGCUGGUUACACGGUGAAGGGCGUGAGAGGAGAGAUUCUGGUCAAUGGCAAAACUCGGCUACCGUACAGCGAGCGAUGGAAGAGAACGUCGUGUUACAUACAGCAGGACUCCAUCCUUCGCACCCGGAUCACUGUCGGAGAAGCCAUGACUGUGGCCGCUCAUCUGAAGCUCGGUUGCACAAUCAGUUCCGCUUAUAAACAUACUCAGGUUUUGGAGUUACUGGAGAUGCUGGGCCUGACUCAUUGUUAUGAAACGUUGUGCGGAAAAUUGUCAGGGGGACAGAAAAAGCGGCUCGACAUUGCCUUGGAACUCUUGAGCAAUCCUUCAGUAUUAUUCCUUGAUGAACCAACGACUGGUCUGGAUUCCGCUUCGUGCAGUCAAUGCGUCGCUCUCAUGAAACGAUUGGCCAGAUUAGAAAGGCGUACGGUGAUCUGUACGAUUCAUCAGCCGAGUGCCCUGCUCUUGGAGAUGUUCGACUCCCUGUACGUCGUCGCAGCUGGUUACUGCAUAUACAGGGGCCCGGUUAGCUCGCUGUUGCCACACUUGGCCUCCAUCGGCGUCAAUUGUCCAUCUUAUCACAAUCCGGCGGAUUUCGUCCUCGAGGUAGCGAUUGGAGAAUACGGAAUUUCGCUAGACAAGCUGGUAGCUGCAGCGGAAACGAUACAGGUCGAUCAGAAAUCAGUCGCUUUUACCAAGGAUCUGGUGUCUGAAGAAAAAAAUGUUGUCAAGGAACCACCACCGCCCGCCACUUUCCUAACGCAGUGCUAUCUUCUUUAUAAGAGACAGCUGUUGUGCUUGAAGAGAGAUUACACGUUAUUGAUGACGCGUCUGCUCUGUCAUCUGAUGAUCGGCAUGAUCUUCGGAUAUUUGUACAUGGGAAGCGGCUAUCGAGCUAAUGGUGUCCUAGCGAAUUACGUCUAUUUGUACGGAUCUUUAUUACUUAUAGUCUAUACUGGAAAAAUGGCCGUCACUUUGGCCUUUCCCCUAGAAAUGCGGAUUCUUAUGAGGGAGCAUUUCAACCGCUGGUACCGGCUAGCACCGUAUUACAUCAGCAUGUUGCUUAUCGAAAUACCUUUUCAAGCCGCGUGCGCGGCUACGUAUAUUAGUGUGAGUUACUGGUUGACAGGUCAACCCAUAGAGACGAAUCGUAUAAUAUCUUUCAUGGUAGUCAGCAUAGCUGCCAGUCUAACGGCGCAGGCAUGGGGUUUCUUCAUUGGCGCUACCACCCCGGUUAAGAUUGCGGUAUUCGUCGGCCCUAUAAUCGCGGUGGUAUUUUCCAUCUUCGGCUUCUGCAUUCGUUACACGGAUACCCCGCACGCGUUCCGUUGGAUGUUCCAUAUAUCAUAUUUUCGUGCGGGUUUCCAGAACCUGCUGUACACCGUAUACGGAUUUGACAGGACGGACUUGAAGUGCGAUGACUUUUACUGUCACUACAAGAAACCCACCAAGUUUCUCACAGAGAUGGAUAUGGUCGAUAUAAAUAUGGUGAACAAUCUCAUACUGAUACUUGGUAUUGGUGUAUUAAUGCAUCUUUUAACUGCCAGUGCACUCUGGUGUAAGCUCAACAGGAGAUAGGUCACCUCAAUACAGUAUUGCACAUAAUUUCUAUGAAAAAGAAUGAAAGUUGUCGCAAAUUGUGAAAAAAAAUAUAGAAAUAUUAUAUAUUAAAACAAUUAUUAUGUAAAAUAUUACAUAAAAAAUUUAGAGAACAUCUCUGUAAGAGAGCUUGUGCUGGAGACCCUUAAGCAUAAGUGAAAGAAUCGUAAAAAGGCGAAAUUAUAUUGUUUCCGCUCAAUUUUAUCUCAUUUUGCGUUUUACGAAUUUCUAUCAUUUUUUUUCGAGAACUUGUGUUUAAACUUUAUUUAGUGAAAUUAUAGAAAAUAUCACUAGUCGGAAUUUGUUCUUUUGUAUUGAUCGAAACAAGACGAAUCGCUAAAGUGAAAGCGAUAAUAUAAUCGAGAAAUAAAAUGAUAAAAUUUGUAUAAAGGUCGAAUGUGUUUAUAUAUGUGUACAUAAGCCUGAGUGAUAUUAAAACGGCAGACAUGCGAUACAGCGUAUCUAAGCUAUUAUAAUUUAGAGUUACAUCGUAUUUAAAGCUUUAAGAACACGGUAAACAAUAUAAUGUACUGUAAUAGUAAUACUAUAGUUUGUAAAUUUUUUAAUUUUUAUUUAAUUCGCGUUUUUCUAGUACAUUUACGGAGAUAUGUACAAAGUUCCCUAAAUUAUCUUUAUAAAUGUGAAAAUUUUAUUAAAUAAAUAUAUAUGUACAUAUAUACACAUAUAUUUGUACAUAAUCAAUAUCGAUGAAAAUGUGAUCCUUUUUCCAAAAGAAUAUAAAGCGGAAAAUAAUCGUUCAAUUUUUUCCUAGGAGAAAAAGUGCUUAAUUUUUUAUUAAUUUCUUAAAAAGUUAUUUUCUAUACGUGAUGUAAGAAAGAAUACUAUAAAUUGUGAAAUAUAUUCAUUUAGUUUUUUCUUGUCUUUAUUUUAUCAUAUGCAUUUGUUUUUUGUCAUUUCUACAUUUAAAUAUAUAUCAUUCAAAUUCUUAUACAAUGUAGAGUGAAUCUCAUUGUUCAAUCGACUUUAAUAGUAUUUAAUUCUAACAUACACAUUUGUGUUUUUAAACCUUUAAAACUACAAUAUAUAUAACUGUGCUAUAAUCUAUGGUUUAUAUACAUCAUAAUUUGUGCAAACAUUACGUGUAAUCAUGAAGUAUUAUUAUCCAAGAUCGUGAUUGAUGUUCAAAUAUAUUAAUUAAGAUAUGUACAUACAGCUAGCAAUGAACAAUAGUAUGUUUUGCAUUACAGUUUGAGCAACGCGAGCUCUAUAAGAUACCUAAUGCAAGACAUUUUUUUGUGGAAAUCAGCUUAUACAAUCGCAGUUUUGUUUUAAAAAUGUUAUUAUUUAUACGAAGUGAUGUCCAGUAAGAGCGUUUAAGCAAUUAUUGUAACAAACUCUAACAGAUAACUUACUGUAGGUAUAUUUAUUAUACUUCAUUUUAAUCGGACUCAAUAAAGAGCUGUACGAAUAUAUUCAUCAUUUUAAUUAUAAAGAGCACGUACUAAAUGGCUAAGCAUUUCACUUACAGAAAUAGUUACUUCUAUUGUAUCAAUAACAAUCAUAACAAUAAUCGCAGUCUUGUUCGUUACUCGUAUAUUAAUAUAAUUCUUGAGGAUAUAUUUUCUGUUGCUCACAUUAUUUUCUAUAUAUAUAUAUAUAUAUAUAUGUGCCAUAACAUUGCACGCACAAAAGUGAUAUUGCUAUUGUAGCUUCUACAAGGAAGAUAAUACUGUAUCAUUUACUUUAAUUUAUUCUCUCUUGUAGUAUUAAAUAUUGAACAGAAUAAAAGUAGCGACUAGAAACAAAA
Molecule: messenger RNA, 4203 nt
Organism: Nylanderia fulva
Lineage: Eukaryota; Metazoa; Arthropoda; Insecta; Hymenoptera; Formicidae
Product: ATP-binding cassette sub-family G member 1
Biological process (GO): transmembrane transport
Cellular component (GO): plasma membrane
Molecular function (GO): ATP hydrolysis activity; ATP binding; ABC-type transporter activity
Source: RefSeq, a predicted model, not a curated record